AAUUGUCACACUAUUUUUAACAAUUCAGAAUUUAUGCUCAAAAAAGUAUUCGUUUAAUUUUACUUUGUACAGAAAUAGCAAACCAACAGAAAUGGAGGCGUCAGAACCAGAAAACGCGUGCCCCGAUGACGCCGAGGCAUCCGCAAAGCCAGCAGAGACAAUGGCGACGGUGGAGACAGUGUCUAAGGAAAUUCAAGAUUCGACUUGCGAAGUGACUUCCACCACAACAAUCGAUGAUACAACCGCACCGGAUGGCCUUAACAAAACUGUUUCCGAGUCACCAGCAACUCAGGAGGAAACCAGUUCAUCGCGCUCAAGAAGCCGCACUCGCGAUGGCAGCGAGCCAACACGUUCGGGCAGUGGCUCGGAAAGAUCCCGCAGCGGAUCGAAGGCAUCGGCCACAAGCUCCCGCAGUCGCUCACGAUCGCGCAGCGGUUCUCGUCACUCUGGAGGAUCUCGACGGUCGCGAAGUGGCUCAAGACGCUCACGUAGUGGCUCCAGGCGUUCGGGCAGCGGCUCCCGUAGCAGAUCCGGCUCGAGACGCUCACGCAGUGGCUCGGCUCGCUCACGCAGCGGCUCAGGAUCUCGCAGUGGCUCUGGUUCGCGGCGAUCCCGCAGUGGAUCUGGCUCUGGACGUUCUCGCAGUGGCUCCAGACGCUCCCGCAGUGGCUCAAGACGUUCACGCAGCGGCUCGAAACGUUCCCGCAGUGGAUCUAGGCGCUCUCGUAGCGGAUCUGCCCGUUCUCGCAGUGGUUCUGGCUCGAGACGUUCACGCAGCGGCUCAAGACGUUCACGCAGUGGCUCUGCACGUUCUCGCAGUGGCUCCAGAAAAUCGCGCAGUGGCUCGAGAAAGUCCCGCAGUGGCUCGAGAAAGUCCCGCAGUCGAUCCAAGAGCGUUGGAUCACCAAAUAAAAAGCGAAAUGGCUCUCAAGACCGUUCACGGUCUGGCAGUGCCGGAUCCAUAGGUGCUUCAAGGCGCCGGCGACAGGCCAUCAGCGACUCAGAGGAUGAAGCACCCACAAUCGAAAAGAAACGUCCCAAGAUAACGGAUACAGACAAUGAGGAUGACGAUGAGACGCAGCCAAAUGCUUCCGCCACAGAAAAACCGCAAGACAAGAUUACGGAGAGUUCCGAUGAUGAAAAUAUACCCAUUUCAAAUGAACCAGACCACAACAAUUUUAUGUCAGACUUUGAUGCAAUGCUUCUCCGCAAGAAGGAAGAAAAGCGCGUGCGACGACGCAAGGGAGAUAUUGAUCUGAUUAAUGACAACGACGAUCUCAUGGAUCAAUUGAUUAUAAGCAUGAAAAAUGCCUCUGAUGAUGACAGGCAAUUGAACAUGAUCGGACAGCCGGCCACCAAGAAGAUAUCGAUGCUAAAGCAAGUGAUGUCCCAGCUGAUCAAAAAGGAUCUGCAAUUGGCCUUCUUGGAGCACAAUAUACUCAAUGUACUUACAGAUUGGCUGGCACCAUUGCCAAACAAAAGUCUGCCCUGCCUGCAAAUACGCGAGAGUAUUUUGCGUCUAUUAUCGGAUUUUCCCACGAUAGAGAAGGGCUUGCUGAAGCAGUCGGGGAUCGGCAAGGCUGUGAUGUACUUGUACAAGCAUCCCCAGGAAACCAAACAGAAUCGCGACCGUGCUGGUCGCCUGAUAUCCGAAUGGGCACGCCCCAUCUUCAACCUAAGCUGUAACUUCUCGGCCAUGAGCAAGGAGGAGCGCCAGGAACGUGAUCUGGCACAAAUGUCACGGCACAGAAACAAGAGUCCAGAGCCAAAUCAGGCGGCAUCCGAGGAAAGUCGCUCCCACGCACUCAGUCAGACAUUCUCCAGCGAGGACAAGCAGCUGCGUCCCGGUGAUCCCGGUUGGGUGGCCCGUGCACGCGUACCAAUGCCUUCCAACAAGGACUAUGUCAUACGUCCCAAGUCCACAGUAGAGGGCGAAGUAACUACGUCAACAAAGCGUAAGCCAAAUCGCUAUGAAAAGCACAUGAAACGUUUCCUCGACUCAAAGCGUUUAAAGGAGAGUCGCCGUGCCGUCGAAAUAUCCAUAGAAGGACGCAAAAUGGCGUUGUAAGAUGGAAUCCUACUCGUAGCUAAGUUUCAAUCUAAAAGAGAAAUCAUCCAAUCCAAACAUAGAACAAAAUUAAUAAUAUAAAUUAUAUUUUUGAAUAUAAUACGGAUGUAUUCCACGCCACCACCCCAUAAGCAAAUAGCCCAUCACCACACAAGCACUCGAACUCAAUCAAGUUACAUAAAAGAUAAUUACGAAGCAAAUGAAGAAUCAAUUAAUGAGUUGAAUUGUGAAAAAGAGAGAGACAGAAGACGACCGAGAGAUGGAUUGGUCGGUCUUAUACCAAUUGUACAUAUAUAAGUGUAUGUGUAUAUGUAUUGUUUACAUAUGUAUGUAUUCUGUUUAAGUGAGGAAUAAAUGUCUGUGCUUCAAUCGCAAAA
Molecule: messenger RNA, 2445 nt
Organism: Drosophila subobscura
Lineage: Eukaryota; Metazoa; Arthropoda; Insecta; Diptera; Drosophilidae
Product: protein IWS1 homolog
Exons: 7
Coding region: 92-2068 (658 amino acids)
Biological process (GO): poly(A)+ mRNA export from nucleus
Cellular component (GO): nucleus
Source: RefSeq, a predicted model, not a curated record